AUGACCAGGCCAAGGGGGCACACGGAGGGUUCCUCCUCCGUCCCGCUCGCAGACCUUGAAGAGCUCUUGCGUUUAAAAAAGGUUCUGAGCAGGAUCUUGCCCGCAGUUGAAGAGGGGGCACAUGAAGGGGCUUCUUCUCCUUUUACGGGGGCCCCAUCCCGUAGUGUGGGGGAUCCCGUAGGGGUUCCCGGGCAAGGAGCUGGAGAGAACAAUGAUAUAGAGACCGUUUUGAACGCCUUCGGUAUCUUGGAGGGCUUCCAAAUGACAAGGAGCCUUCUUGCGAAGUCUCGGAUCGGCCUGUGUGUGGGCGCCUUGCGGAGGCACCCCGAUGGCCGCAUAAAGGCGAAGAGCACCGCACUUGUUGCCAAGUGGAAGAGCGCUAUUGGUACACAAGCGUCAAAAAGCAGUGCAACAGGCGGUAGCAACAACAAAGAAAUUCCGGCAGCAACAGCAGGUCGGGGGACACCGGCAGCAGCAGCUUCAGCAGCAAGCAGCAGCAGUGCCCCUGCGCUUGAGAGCAAUUCUGCAGAGGGGAGACAGGCCCCCAAAAUGACCACAGGCCGCUACCCCGGGCCCAUUAGCGGCGACUCCACGAGAGAUAAGGCGCGGACGUUUCUCUGGAGGGCACUAGUUGAUGGCUUGGAGACGGCGGCUGCAGCGGCGGCAGCAGGAAGUGCCACGGCGGGAGAAACUGGGCGUGUUGCUGCAGCCAUUGAGGAAGCCUUGUGGUCGCGCUUUAUAGUGGACAGACAAAGCACGAAAGAGUAUAAUGCCCAACUAAAGACACUGAAGUGGAACCUGGCAGACCCGAAGAACCCCGACCUUAAUCUAAAGGUGUUAUGGGGGAUGUACACUGCAGAUCAGCUGGCCAACAUGACCAGCGCGGAGCUAGCCAGCGAGGAGAAGAAGAGGGAAAGAGAUAAACAAAAGCAGGAGAGCCUGGAAGCAUGUCAGAGCGACUGGGAGGUGAGGCGCAUGAUGAGCAGCGGCGAGGCGGCUCAAGGGCAAUUCCCUUGCUUCCGGUGUCGAACAAACAAGACAGUAUACUUUCAGAUGCAAACUCGCAGCUCGGAUGAGCCGAUGACUACAUUUGUCACGUGCCUCGAGUGCGGUAAUCGGUGGAAGUUCUAA
Messenger RNA from Cyclospora cayetanensis, 1131 nucleotides. Its product is annotated as transcription elongation factor S-II. Gene Ontology annotation, biological process: DNA-templated transcription. NCBI's taxonomy places the organism in Eukaryota, Apicomplexa, Conoidasida, Eucoccidiorida, Eimeriidae. The record is from RefSeq and is a predicted model, not a curated record. Gene Ontology annotation, cellular component: nucleus. Bases 1 to 1131 code for a protein of 376 amino acids. Gene Ontology annotation, molecular function: zinc ion binding; nucleic acid binding. The transcript has a single exon.